CGGGUCUCCGGGCACCGCCCCUUGGAUGACGCCACAAUCGCGGACGUCUCCUCCGUGACGCACACCCGGUCCGUCGCGUUGUGACGUCACAGAGCCCGGGGCCCCGCCCUCCCGUUUUCUCCGUGGGCGCCUCCCUCCGCUCCCCCCAAGGGGCGGGGCGUUGCGAUGAAACGGUGGCACGAGCCUAAGCCGGCCCCUAGUGGAGCAGGUGAGGCGGGACCAGGUGGGAUGGCAGAACGCCCCCUGGUUCCAGCCUGUCCCACGCACCGGCCGGGACGGCUCCAACGCCAUCUCCUGAGCGGCGAGUUCGACCAGCUGCGGGAUUUACCCAUCUUUGAGAGCAACUUCGUGCAGGCUGUUCCCCUUGCAGUUCGUCCAGCUCUUCGUCCACGACGAAAGCCGCUGGCAACUGAAGGUCAAGUUCCGCACCGGCCGCGCCUUCUACCUGCAGCUGCGGGCCCCGCCGGAGAUCCGCGACCGCAAGUUCGGCCAGUGGGUGCGGCUGCUCUACCGCCUGCGCUUCCAUUCGGCCCAGGGAGCCUUACCCUUCACACAGGAGUACUCGGCGCUGGAGGACGACAAGGACGAGGAUCCGAGCAGGAGGAAGUGAGCAGACAAGGGCUGCCUCAUCGUGGUUGCCAUUCCGACCUGGCUGUCCCCAUCACCCAGCCCCAGGUGACUAAGCCCUACAGGAGGAGGAAGGCGGAGCUACAGACUCAAGAAGGACAGACAUAUGGGAGUCCAAGACAAGACUAUGAUCUUCUCAUUGAUAACUCUGGAAAGGGAAACGUGUUGGGGGAGGUCUGGGUUAGGACUCAGCAGCCAAUUAUCUUGGCAGGUGGGAGAGAGCGCUUCACUGCGGCACUGUGGGGGGAAAACAGAAAAGGGUGGUAAAAAUGCUUGUCCCACCACCACCCGCCCCUGCCCCCGGGCCUGUGCCCGCUGGAUUCACUCGACCAGCACGGGGAGCAGGUUUUCCCUUCAUCACCUAGCUCGGCACCUGGUCAACCCAACUCCAUAGAGCCCUGAUUCCUGUAGUUUUGAACCCCAAACUGGGACGUUCUGAUUACAGAGCAGCUGCUGGAGACCAGCCAUCACUGGAAUCCUGAAGUAGGGAUAUUUCUGAACGGAUUCAACAGUUGAUAAGGGGGACGGCAGAACCCUAGGAAUUAUCAGUAGGUCGGCUUGGCAGAUCAGCGCCUUGGAAUGACAGGCAGGAGGUGCUUGGAGUGAUCCCUCUGGACGCUUUGCUAAGGGUCUGCAGCCCCUUCUGUCUACUGGGCUGUCGUCAGAGCCAGGGAGGGACUCUGGAAGCCCCUAUGAACGUCAGUCGCCUCUGAGGGACUUGCUUAGCGGCCUCCCCACGAGUCUCGGCUGGUGGAUGCUUGCUGGACUGAAGCCCAAGGCGGAGGAUGCAAGGAAGAGCAUUCUGGGUAGAGGGAAAAGCACGUGCAAAGCCCCAGGAGCAGGAGAAGGCACAACCAGUUUGUCCAACCGCCAACUGCUCGGUGUGGCUGGAAAAUGGGGGCGCUUGAGGCUGGAGAGGGGCUGGGGGUGGCAGAGGCAGGACCAUGACCCCAGGAUGAAGGGUUCCGGGGCUGCUGGGGAGCCCUGUGAGCAGGUCAACUGUGGAUAUGGGCCAGGCACCCUCUAGGGCCCGGAGGUGGAACCGGAGAGAGAGACUGGAGGCCCUGAGGCCCGAGAGGAGGCUGGCGCAGGAUUCAGGAAGGAGGACAGAUGAGGCUGGGGCUGUGGGGCAGAGAGGUGGGGACAGGAGGGGGACAGGGACAGGCUUUGGAGGGGGCUCAUUUUUCGGGGCUCCCACAGCCCCCCGUCCUCUGCCACUACCCAUGUUGCUUUCAGUGCUGUGCCACACACCUCCCCAGGCACACUGGAAGCCUUAGCGAUCAUUUGCUAAGUUCUUCUCGCCCUCAUUCACCUCUUAUUUGUCCCUCAGCUCCUUUGGAAAACCUCAGACUCCUGCCCAGGCCGGGUCAGGCGCUCUCCCUCCCCCACCCCUACCAUACCCUGUGCUGCCUUCCCUCCCCCACGUGUCACCCUGAAACAUCCUGCUGGGGUCUGAAUCGGCUUCCCAAUCAUACUCCCAGGGGGCCCGGGUCUGCCUGGGCUCUGGUCUCAGCCCUGCUCAGCACCGGCCUCCCGUUAGCUUGGUAAAGGGAGUGGAUGAGGGUCGGCAGGGGUGCGCUGGGGGCCGCCCCACGCUCACUUCGGACUUCCAGCUUGCACUCGGCCAGGGCCUCCCCCAGCUCGUUGACGGCCAGACAUGAGUAAGUCCCCGAGUCAAAGGAGGACGGGCGGCGGAUGUUCAGCGUCAGGACCCCCAGGUAGUUGUUCAUCAGGAACCUGGGAUCUCCGCUGAUUUCCAUCUUGUUCUUCAUCCAGACCACCUUGGGCUGUUGAGGAGAGUGGAGAGGAAGCCAUGUGACAGAGGGUACCCUGGGAGAUAGCAAAGUGGGCCUUGGGAGGCAGAUUUGGGUUCUCCUUCUGGCUGUGCCACCUCCUAAUUUUGACUGGCUGACCUUGGAUGAGUCACUUCUCCUCUCUGACCCUCAGUCUCCUCUUCAGUAAGAGGAAGAGCCCACCCCUUGUGGUGGCCCAUAGGGCCCUGCAUGAUUUGGCCCCAUUACUCCUCUGCCCUCACUUCCCACCCCUUCCUUACAUCUGCUCCGCCCACACGGGCCGCCUCACUGUCCCUCAAACAGACCAGACAGGCUCCCACCUCAGGACCUUGGCGCUGGCUCUUGCCUCUUCCAAUACUGCUCUCCCCUCCUCUUUUCACCUAACCAGUGCCUGCCUAUCUUUCAGGUCUCAGUUCCCCUGUCACUUCCCGGGUCCUAGACUGGAACAGGAAUGCCCCACUUUACACUCUCACAACUGCCUGCAUUUCCCUAGCACACUCGCCACCCUUUAUAAUUUUAUAGUCAUUUGUGUGACUUCGGAUGCAUGGCGGUCUCCCCCAACAUACGGGAACUCCUUGUUCAAAUCACCGGCACAUAGAAAGCCUCUGAAAACGUGUGUUGAAUGAAUGAAUGAAUGAUGUAAUAAAUGAAGCAAAUGAAUGAGCUGAAUAAAUGAAUGGAUUGGUAGGGAAAUGAGCGGAAUGAAUGAAUGGAUGGAGUUAGUGAAUAAAGCAGUAGACAGCGGUGAUGGCGGAGGUGAAGGAAAGAAUCCACGGGAUGCCUACAGCAGCUGACGCUAAAAGUUGGCAAAAUGUGUCAAAAGGGCCAGGCAGUCAAUAUUUUAGGCUUUUGGGGCUCUGUGGUCUCUGGGUCAUGGACCACACACAAACCAUUAACGUGAAAGCAAGAUAACAAAACAGAAAAAGAAAAAACCGUUUUAAAAAUUAUUUAUCCCCUGGCGGUCCAGUGGUUUGGACUUGGCGCUUUCACUGCCAGGGCCCGGGUUCAAUCCCUGGUCGGGGAACUAAGGUCCCACAAGCCACGUGGCACAGCCAAAAAAAAAAAUAUCUCAGAGAAACCGGUGGCAGGCGGAUUUGGCCCGAGGGCCGUAGUUUGCCAGCCGCUGGUCUAGGUGGGUCCUUGGAGUUCAAGGUUGCAAGUGUCCACAUUCCCAGACAGUAGUCUGGAAACCAGACAGGGCAGGAAGACACCAAGGAGCCCUGCAGGUUUAGACCCCCUCCGCCCCAAAGGUUUCUGUUUUUCAGGGAAGUCAGUGUAGUGAGCUGAGACUUGGGCUCUGGUUAGAGCAGAGAGACAGGAAGUGGGUUAAAAGUGAGCAAAUCCCACGAGCAGAGAGAGAACUCAGGGAGGAAGAGCCCGUGUGGCA
Messenger RNA from Globicephala melas (long-finned pilot whale), 3807 nucleotides. NCBI's taxonomy places the organism in Eukaryota, Metazoa, Chordata, Mammalia, Artiodactyla, Delphinidae. The record is from RefSeq and is a predicted model, not a curated record.